Capra hircus (goat) is the source of this 3754-nucleotide messenger RNA. It is a transcript of the gene EXOC3L2, whose product is annotated as exocyst complex component 3 like 2. Lineage: Eukaryota; Metazoa; Chordata; Mammalia; Artiodactyla; Bovidae. The transcript is spliced from 10 exons. The record is from RefSeq and is a predicted model, not a curated record. Gene Ontology annotation, molecular function: SNARE binding. Gene Ontology annotation, biological process: exocytosis; exocyst localization. Gene Ontology annotation, cellular component: exocyst. Bases 74 to 1498 code for a protein of 474 amino acids.
GGCGGCGGCGCCCGGGGCGCCCGGGGGCCUGGCCGGGCAGCUGGAGGCGCUGCGGGGACGGCUGCUGGAGGACAUGGGCGUCGUGCGGGGCCGCCUGGCGCCCUCCUACCCAGCCGGCCUGGGCGCCUUCGGCACCUACCUGCGCGGCUACCACGGCGCGCUGGCCGAGUGGAUCGGGGCCGCCGCCCGCCGGAGGCUGCCGCUGGCCGACCGCUACGCGCUGCUGCACUGGCACAACCAGGUGUACCCCAGAGAGGUCCUGGGUCUGGUGGACAUGGUUGCUCUGGAGAACGGGGAGCUGGGGCCCCUUCUGUCGCCCGGCACCCUUCGUGGCUUGGAGGAUGAAUGUGUCACAGACGUGAAGGCUCAGACGCGGGCAGCCCUGCUUCGAGUGCUGCAGGAGGAUGGGGAGCACUGGGGGAGCACGGAGGACUGGUCCAGCAACCUGGCCCAGGACGUGUGUGAGCUGCUGGAAGAGCACACAGAGCGAGCGCCCCGCAUCAGCCAGGAGUUCGGGGAGCGGAUGGCCCACUGCUGCCUAGGAGGGCUGGCGGAGUUCCUGCAGAGCUUCCAGCAGCGUGUGGAGCGAUUCCAUGAGAACCCAGGAGUCCGCGAGCUACCACCCGACACCUACAUCAGCAGGACCAUCUCCCUGGUCAACUGUGGCCCCCCUCUGAGGGCUCUGGCGGAGCGCCUGGCCCGAGUGGGGCCCCCCGAGAGUGAGCCAGCCCGGGAAGCAGCCGCCAGCGCUCUGGACCGCGUGAUCCGACUCUGCCACCGCAUCCUGACCGACCUGCUGUUCCAGGAGCUGCAGCCGCACUUUAGCAAGCUGAUGCGCAGGAAGUGGCUGAACAGCUCGGAGGCCCUGGAUGGCAUCGUGGGCACGCUGGGCGCUAAGGCCCUGGCGCUGCGCAGAAUGCAGGAUGAGCCUUACCAGGCGCUGGUAGCUGAGCUGCACCGGCGGGCGCUCGUCGAGUACGUGCGGCCCCUGUUCCGCGGGCGCCUGCGCUGUGGCUCCGCGCGGACCCGCAGCCGCGUGGCCGGAAGGCUCCGGGAGGACGCCGCGCAGCUGGAGAGGCUGUUCCGACGGCUGGAGUCCCAGGCCUCGUGGCUGGACGCCGUGGUGCCCCGUUUGGCCGAAGUUCUCCGCCUGGAAGACACGCCGAGCAUCCAGAUGGAGGUGGGGGUGCUGGUGCGGGACUACCCGGACAUCAGGCAGAAGCACGUGGCAACGCUCCUUGACAUCCGUGGUCUGCGCCACACGGCCGCCCGCCAGGAGAUCCUGGCAGUGACCCGGGACCUGGAACUCUGCGAGGUGGCAGCCCUGUCCCCACCUAGGGACCGUGCCUUCUUCGCAGACAUCCCCGUGCCCCGGCCGCCUGUCUGCCUAAGCCUCCCCCUCUUCCUGGGCCGCCUCACCCUCUCCCGGCUGGCCUGCCUGCCGUGGCCUCGGCCUCCGGCUCCGUCUCCAUUACGGCGGCCCCAGGCCCGACGCUGAGACUCUCCCAACCCCACCUCAGUGCCCCCCAUCUUUGCUGCUGACAGACCAUCCCCCCCGACCCUGACUCGACUCCUAGCCUGGCACCACAGACGCCUGGGCUGGCAAGAUCCUUAGCGGUCUUCUCUCCUACCCCCAAACUCCCUGUUCCGAGGAGAAAGCGGCUAAAAGGAGCAAGGACUUUCCCAAGGCCAUGAAGCCCGUUCCCAGCACCAGCUCCCCAGCCCAGCAUGGGGUGGGUGGCGUUUUGGAAGGCUGUACACAAAUAUCCCAGGCCCCCCCCUUUCCCCUCACCUCAAGGUCUGGCCUCAAUCCAAUGUAUUAAGGAACGUACGAUACUUAGAAUAAAGAGGUUUCUAUUUAACACAAGGAAGGGCUGAGUCCCCAGUGUGUGGGGGGAGGAAGGACUGGGGCAGGGCCCAGGGCCAAGGGCUUCUCACACACCCAAGGCCGGGCUAGGGUCCAACUCCUGGGCAGAGCAGUGGAGGCCGCGGGAGGCCCUGCAGGACUGGAGCAGCCCUGCCGUCCCAUUCACACCAGGUCCCCGAGGCUGCGUGACUCUACGGCAGGCCCUCGGCCUCUCUGGGCCAGCGACCCUCAUUUUGUCCAUCCCCAAGUGCCUUCUCUCCUGGGCCCAGUGGUCCCACCUUGGCACACACCCCCUCCCCCAUCCUCAGGCGGGAAGCGGUAUCAAGAGAGGAAGGAGGUUGGGGGCAGGGCUGGCGGCAUCCAGGGCGCCCUCCUGGGUUGACGCAGGAAAAUCUCAGGGUGGGAAAAAUUCCAGCCUCUCACCCCCAGCCCUGCCGCCGGAUCCUAGUCCCCACGGAGACCUUGAGGUGACCUCCUUGCUGACCCCUACCCCUCCGGCCCAGUUGGACAGGCUGUGAUGGAUGCUUCCUGGCAUGGCUUUUUUUUUUCUUUCUGCAAAGUCGGAAGAAGGAGGCAGCCAGGGGUCAGAGUGGAGGCUGGGGUUGGAACCUCAUGCACAUUUGAACUCACGUUUGACGUCUGACGGUCUCUUGGAGCCCCAGGGCUGUGUGAUGCCAGGCAGGAAGCUGACCCUCUCUGGGCUGCAGUUCCUGUCCCUCUCUGAGGAACUGCUUAACCUCUCUUUGCCCAGGACAAGGUGAGAUGUCCAGAGGAUAUAUGCCCCUCACCUCACAUCCUCAAGUGAUACUUUCAAUGUCAUGGAUAUACAAGCGGGGAGUUGAGGAAUGAACCGGCUGCAGUUUGUGGACAUUUAAUGAAAGAUGUAUUCAUCUCAGUUUGGUAGGAUUCUUUUUCGAGAGUUUGGUGCCCCACUGUAAAAUGGCUGUAUUGAAAUAGAAUUUACACAGCAGAGAAUUCAUCCAUUUAAAAGUGCACAGUUCAGGGCAGCCACCUCUGCAGUCAAUCUUGGGAACAUUUCAUCCCCCUAAAGAAACCCUGCACCCCUUUAACCAUCAACCCAACCCCUCUAUCCCUUUCAGGCCUUGGGGACCACUGGGCUCCUUUUUCUCUCUGGAGAUCUGCAUGUUCUGGAACGUUUUUGUGUAAAUGGGAUCACAGAAAAUGGGGUCUUUGUGUGUGUGUGUAUGUGUGUACGGGUGUUCAGAACACAAUGUGAGAUCUACCCACUUAACCCAUUUCUCAGUGCGUAAUACAGUGCUGUUAACUAUCGCCACAAAGCUGAACAGCAGAUCUCUGCACUCCAACCGUGCGCUCAUUAAACAACUCUCCCCCCUCGCCCAUCCCAUCUGUUCUCUACUUUGAUGACUCUGAGUUAUUUUCAUUUUUCUUAUUUUCUAUUGAAGAGUAUAGUUGACUUACAAUGUUGUGUUAGUUUCUGCUGCACAGCAAAGUGAUUCAGUUGCACAUAUCUAUAUACAUAGUCUUUUCAUAUUUCCCAUUAUGGUUUGUUAUAGGAUGUUACACAUAGUUCCCUAUGCUGUAUGGUAGGACCUUGUUGCUUACCUGUUUUAUUAUGUCGUCACUUGUAUCUGCUAACCCCAAACUCCCAGUCUGUCCCUCCCUCACCCCCCGAGUUUGAGUAUUCUGAAUACCUCAUGUAAGUGGAAUCAUGCAGAAUUUGUCCUUUUUUGACGGGCUUAUUUCACUCCACAUCAUGACUGUCACAAAUGGAAGGACUUCUUUGUUAAGGCUGAAUAGUAUUCUGCUGUGUGGCUUCACCCACUCAUCUGCUGCUGGACAUUUGAGUUGUUCCCAUAUCUUGGCUACUGUGAAUAAAGAAGUGAUUUUUGGGGGGCCUGUCUUCUU